Molecule: messenger RNA, 1911 nt
Organism: Neoarius graeffei (lesser salmon catfish)
Lineage: Eukaryota; Metazoa; Chordata; Actinopteri; Siluriformes; Ariidae
Gene: imp4
Product: IMP U3 small nucleolar ribonucleoprotein 4
Exons: 9
Coding region: 81-956 (291 amino acids)
Biological process (GO): rRNA processing
Cellular component (GO): Mpp10 complex; nucleolus; small-subunit processome
Molecular function (GO): snoRNA binding; rRNA primary transcript binding
Source: RefSeq, a predicted model, not a curated record
AGCAGCGUUACUAGUUGCUCGCUCGGUUACUGUUGUCAUCGGUGCAGCACGUGUGCCGAGCUCAAGAAAAUAAUAACAAAAUGUUGCGGCGUGAGGUUCGGCUCAGGAAGGAGUACCUGUACAGGAAGGCUCAGGAGGACAGGCUGCGCUCCAUCGAGGAGAAGAAACAGAAACUCCAGUCUGCGUUAGACAAUAAUCAUCUGUUACCUACUGAGAUCCGCAAACAGGCCUUAGGUCUGCAGAAACUUCUGGAGUUUGACGAUGAGGGCGGAGAUGGGGUCAGCUCACACAUGGACGAUGAGUACAAGUGGGCCGGAGUGGAAGACCCGAAAAUCCUGGUGACGACUUCGAGAGACCCGAGCUCCAGACUCAAAAUGUUUGCCAAGGAAGUGAAGCUGAUAUUCCCAGGGGCCCAGCGCAUGAACAGAGGAAACCAUGAAGUUGAUACACUAGUGCGUGCGUGCAAGGCCAAUAACAUGACUGAUAUGGUGAUAGUACAUGAGACCAGAGGACAGCCUGACGGAUUGAUUGUGUGCCACUUGCCUUUCGGGCCGACGGCGUAUUUCACUCUGUACAAUGUGGUGAUGAGACAUGACAUCCCAGACAUCGGCACCAUGUCCGAGGCCUUCCCCCACCUCAUCUUUCACAACUUCACCUCUCGCCUCGGCAGGAGGGUGUCCAAUAUCCUCAAGUACCUGUUUCCUGUUCCCAAAGAAGACAGCAAACGUGUUAUUACGUUUGCCAAUCAAGAUGAUUUCAUCUCCUUCAGGCACCAUGUUUACAAGAAACCUGACCACAAGAAUGUCGAGUUGACAGAAGUUGGACCGCGGUUUGAAAUGAAAUUGUACAUGAUCAAACUGGGAACUCUGGAGAACGAGAGCACGGCGGAUGUGGAGUGGCGUCAUCACGCUUACACACGCACGGCCAAAAAGAGGAAGGUGUUGAGUGUGGAGUAAACACGCGUUACUCUGGUUGUUGGAAAAAGACUCCAUGUGGGUUUAUGAUCCCUGAUUUUCACUGAAUUGUCUCAGUGAGAACUGUGUGUGGACGGAAGAGUGUAUGGAUUGUUUUUUUUUUUUUUUUACACAUUUUUGCUUUCUGGUGAGAGUGUACACACAUACAGUUCUGUGCAAAAGUCUUAGGCACCCUACUGUUUUUUUUUUCCCCCCCCCAUACAAACUUUGUUAUAGAUUUCUAUUUUAUGACUUCUACAUUAUCGAGUCAAAACAUUACAAAAACAUUUAGAGUUCCAAACGUUUGUUUUUUUCCCCCCAGUACAAAAUUAAAAAAGAAAACAUAAUGAAGGCUGCUGUGUUUUUGUGUAAAAUGAAGAAGUGAGUGUGACAGUCAAAGUGUCCAGAAGAACUGUGGCUGGUUCUGUAAGAUGCUCAGUAAAACCUAUAUGGAAUCAAUUUUGUGCCAACACAUACAGCACAUUUGUCCCGUACUUACACUUUGUUGAAUUAAUUCAAUAUCAUAGUCGUCACUGAAGUCCACUCGAUCCUUGUGUACCGUCAAUGGAUCGGUCACUCGUCAAACAGUGACUGCAACAGCCUCCGGGGGAAUGGAGCGUAGCUGUCAGUCAAACACAAUUUAGCCAAUGGGAAUGCAUUCCUGGACAGCCCACCCACACGUGAAGUUUGUGCCAAAACUGCAAACACGCCUGCAUAAUGUGUACUACUGCAACACAUACAAUGCAUUUGUCCCGUACUUACACUUUGUUGAAUUAAUUCAAUAUCAUAGUCGCAGGGCGGCAUGGUGGUGUAGUGGUUAGCGCUGUUGCCUCACAACAAGUAGGUCCGGGUUCGAGCCCCGUGGCCGACGAGGGCCUUUCUGUGUGGAGUUUGCAUGUUCUCCCCGUGUCCGCGUGGGUUUCCUCCGGGUGCUCCGGUUUCCCCCACAGUCCAAAGA